AACGUCGAAAAUUAUUAGAUUGGAUAUGUCGCGCCUCAAACCGUACUGUUAAACAUGGUGACGAAAAGCACGCGGUGUGUGUAAGCCAGGAGUAAUAUAGUAAUUAUUUUUUUUCUCAUUUUGCGAGUCUCUCAUCUUUAUCAAUUAAGUAAUGAUCGUUUCACGAUUGGCCGAUUUAUAAUUUCGCUUAAUUCGCAAUCCAAUUGACUAUCAUGGUCUCUUGUCUCUUGUAGUCUUUAUGGUUAAACUACUACUGGAGAAGACAAUUCAUAUUGAGUAAUGUAGUCGAUAUAUCGGUCCAUUGUUUCGUUAUUUGUAUCUUGUGCGGUGUUAUUUUUAAUUCUCUUUUUUUUUAAAAAAAAUUCAUUUCAAUAAUUUUUCCUUUUUGUUGUAAUUUAUGGGAAUUUUUUCCAUUGUUUUUUUUUUUUUUUCGUUUUUCGUUUUUUAUCGUGAUCUUACACUUACGAGUAUAAUAUAAUGGAAAUUUAUCGAUUUUAAACGUUAAAAUUUGUGAUAAUUUUUUCGCUUUAAAAUUCCUGCUCCUUUGUGCACUGAUCUGAAGAAACUUCCAAUAUCGAAGCAAAGAUGUUGAAAAUUUUAAGCAUACUUUAUCUAAGCACGUUAUUAGCAUUACCGAUAUCAGCCAAACAAAAUUACACCGAUAGAUUCGACGUGUGUCACGAUGAACUACCAAAACACUCGUUUUCAAUCAUGGAUUACGUCGUGUUGGCCAUAAUGUUGAUAAUAUCAUGCGCCAUUGGAACAUUUUAUGGUUUUUUCGCCAAAAAACAAGAAACGUCGAGUGAUUUUUUGCUUGGAGGCAGUAACAUGGGCACUUUACCAAUGUCGUUAUCAUUGGCUGCCAGUUUCAUCACAGCUAUAGAAUUACUGGGUAAUCCGGCUGAAAUGUAUAAAUUUGGCACUCAAUUUUGGACAAUUUGUUUUGCAUUUCUAUUCGUCGUUCCCAUCACCACCAAAUUCUAUUUACCGGUUUAUAUGAAACUCAGGCUGACAUCCUCGUUCGAGUACUUGGAAUUGCGAUUCAAUAGACAAGUUCGUUUAUUCGCUGCCCUAAUGUAUGCCCUCCAAAUGACUUUGUACACUUCAGUUACUGUUUAUGCUCCUGCUAUCGCAUUAAGUCACGUUACUGGAAUGGGAGUACUGUACGCUGUCUCAUUGGUGUAUUGCGUUUGCAUAUUUUAUUCGUCGCAGGGUGGAAUGAAAGCAGUCAUUAUGACGGAUACAUUUCAAGCGGCAGUUCUUAUGAUCUCUUUAUUUUUAAUCAUGAUCCUGGGUCAAAUGCUAGUCGGUUCCGUGUACGAUGUUUUCAAUAUAGUAGCUGAAUCGGGAAGAAUCGAAUUAUCCAAUCUGAAUCCUUCACUGACAGAAAGACACUCAAUUUGGACUCAAGUGAUCGGAGGAAUCGCAUAUUGGGUACCUAUGUUUUGUUCGAAUCAAGCCUCGAUUCAAAAAUACCUCUCGGUCAAGACUACUAAACAAGUGCGUAUUGCGUUAUGGGUUAGCGCUAUCAGCUUAGUGGUUAUUUACACUAUUAAUUUUUAUACGGGCAUGAUUGUGUUUACCGAGUACCACGAGUGUGAUCCUUUGAACAAAAUGUCAGCCGGCGAAUCGGUGUUGCAAUCUAAAGAUGAAAUUUUACCAUUUUACGUGAUGAACGUACUUGGAAGAUACGACGGUGUGCCGGGAUUCUUCGUUGCUGGAAUUUUCGCUGCUUCUUUAGGAACAGUUGCUUCAGCGUUGAAUUCGUUGGCUGCAAUUACGAUGAAAGAUUUCCUGGAUGCUGGACUUAACAUCAGAGUGGCAGAUAACAAAGGAGCUGCGUUAUCCAAAUGGAUAUCGAUUGUCUUCGGUGCUAUCAGCUUCUUACUUAUUUUCGUCGUUCGGCAAAUGGAUAGUGUACUAAAGGCUGCUCUAACAUUUAACGGAAUUGUUGGUGGAAUCAAUCUAGGAUUAUUUUCGUUGGGUAUGUUUCUACCCUGGAUAAAUUCCAAAGGUGCUUUGGCCGGAUCACUGUUAUCCUUAGUGUUCGUAUCAUGGAUCGGUAUCAAUUCUCAGAUAGCCGAAACCGAAGGUUACAGUUCGGAGUGUGAUAAACCUACUUUUUUCAACGAAUCAGACUCUGUACAUUUUCGUCCGAUUCCUUGCGAUUCGAACUCUGACGUGUUCGUAUUGUAUAGAAUUAGUUACAUGUGGUAUUCGGCUAUUGGACUUCUGAUCACAGUUGUCUUUGGUGUAUUGGUGAGCUGGUGUACCGGUUUCGAUGACCCGUGCCGAGUACCUUCCGAUUUACUAUCUCCGCCAUUCAGAAAGUUCUACUCGAAGUUUUCCAACCAUACGAAAGAAAGGUUACAUAUACCUAUCGAGACAAAAGAAGAAAUUCAAAUCAAUCAAAUUAACGGAAGCGAAAAACUUCACUUUGAGAGGGUGUCAUCGGAUACGUGAAACUUCGAUAACAAUUGGACGAAAAUGCUGUUUGUAAAUAGUAUCGACUUGGUGAUGAAAGAAGAAUUCGCAUUAACCAUAAUAUUUUUUUCCUCUCAUUUUUUUUUCUUUCGUGUAUUUUUGUAAUUUUGUUGUCAAAUAACGUGUAAUAGCCGAGCACAGUUUCAAGUUCGCUUGGUUCAGUUUAGAUAGGUUACUUUUGAUGAACUUGUUCACUUUUUUGUCAAUUUAUGUUCACACAUGAUCAAGUUCACUAGAUCAAGUAACUCGAAACAAGUAAACUCGAAGCGUGUGAAUUUAACUUAUAACUACAUAGAUACGUUUAAAAACUUUAUGCUGGUACAAUAUGUAUUAUAUAGGCUACCUACCUACCUACGUAUUUUUACCAAGUUAGUUUCAAACUUAGAGCUAAUCUUGUUAAAAUAAACACGAGUUCGUUGAAAUUUUUAACGUU
This is a messenger RNA of Planococcus citri (citrus mealybug), 2917 nucleotides long. RefSeq names its product putative sodium-dependent multivitamin transporter. Lineage: Eukaryota; Metazoa; Arthropoda; Insecta; Hemiptera; Pseudococcidae. The transcript is spliced from 15 exons. The coding region runs from base 586 to 2463 and encodes 625 amino acids. Gene Ontology annotation, biological process: sodium ion transport; transmembrane transport. Gene Ontology annotation, molecular function: symporter activity. The record is from RefSeq and is a predicted model, not a curated record. Gene Ontology annotation, cellular component: membrane.